This is a messenger RNA of Trichophyton rubrum CBS 118892, 360 nucleotides long. RefSeq lists its product as uncharacterized. The record is from RefSeq and is a predicted model, not a curated record. The transcript is spliced from 3 exons. The coding region runs from base 1 to 360 and encodes 119 amino acids. NCBI's taxonomy places the organism in Eukaryota, Fungi, Ascomycota, Eurotiomycetes, Onygenales, Arthrodermataceae.
AUGACUGCCUACUUCCAAUUUGGUUACUGCCUGCCCCCCGGGUGGAUGCCAAUAUGGUCUACUAUGAGUUACGCGGGCCUAGCCGAAGCUAGAAGUACUCGAGAUUGCUCAGUUUUGUUCAGCAAAUAUACGGAUACGGAUAUCGACCUUCCACAUCCUACUGUACUAGGCACAAAUAGCAUCCAGGAGCGGGGAAUCUAUACCAGAAACUUACGGCUCGCACGAGGGCAGCAAAGCGUCGAAUCAAAUGGCGUCACCAUAGAGUCAUGCACCGCAACUCCAAGGUUUAGAGUGUUAAAGGACCUUGGCACUAUGAAAGUUCGCCCCAUCAAGGUUCUUUCCGCGCUCCACAAUACUUAA